Messenger RNA from Amorphotheca resinae ATCC 22711, 572 nucleotides. RefSeq lists its product as hypothetical. The transcript has a single exon. Bases 1 to 498 code for a protein of 165 amino acids. The record is from RefSeq and is a predicted model, not a curated record. Lineage: Eukaryota; Fungi; Ascomycota; Leotiomycetes; Helotiales; Amorphothecaceae.
AUGAUCAGCUUCAGACCUCUCUUUGUCCCCGAAGGGAAAGCAUACAAGGAAUUAUCCCCUCACUCGCUGUAUCCCACCCUUGGCAAAGACGUAACGCUCCCCCAAUACCGGCCACCGGAUCUCGAUACACCAGGCUCUUCUUUCGGUCGCCCACAUGAUCAGUUCCCGGUGUGGUACUUCUUCUACGGCACGCUAGCCGAUGCUCCGAAGCUCGCAAGUCUGCUUUCUCUCCCGGAAGGUGAGAUUCCCAUCUUGUAUGAAGCGAGUGUGAGGGGAGGAAGGAUGGAGACGUGGGGUAAGGGAAAGUAUAAUGCUCUUGUUGAUGGACCUGGGACGAGCUGUAUUAAGGGAUCAGCGUACCAGGUCAUGUCAGAAGAACACGAGGAUGCGCUGAGAAAAUACGAGACUAACGCGUAUGAGGUUGUGAGGUGUUCGAUUGAGAUGAAUGGUGCGAUAGUGGAGGGGUGUACGUUCAGAUUUGUGGGCGAAAUCGACUGAGGUCUGGAGAUGGUGGGGUUAAAUAGUCAUUGAGUUGUGUAUAGCUGGGUUUGUGUGGUGUGAAUGGAGGUUGG